Molecule: messenger RNA, 1931 nt
Organism: Nicotiana attenuata
Lineage: Eukaryota; Viridiplantae; Streptophyta; Magnoliopsida; Solanales; Solanaceae
Product: polypyrimidine tract-binding protein homolog 2
Exons: 12
Coding region: 599-1636 (345 amino acids)
Biological process (GO): regulation of RNA splicing
Cellular component (GO): nucleus
Molecular function (GO): mRNA binding
Source: RefSeq, a predicted model, not a curated record
CUCUUUUUCAGUUUUAUUCCUUUUACACCCUACAUUCAUUUUUGUGUUUUUCGGACCUCGCCCUUGGCUUUGUACCUCAUCCUGUAUUUGAUGCCUUCAGGUCUCUGCCCCUUCAACAGUCAGCUAUCAAGAUCCAUUGCUCUUUCCGUGCCAAAGCUGUCCUUUCGUCUCCGUUGAUAGCAGAAGAAAAUCCUGUCCUGUUCUCGUCACCGCCUUGCUAGUUUGGGUUUGUGGUCCGGAAUGUCAUCUGUAUCUAGCCAGCCUCAGUUCCGAUACACACAGCCUCCCUCUAAGGUUCUACAUUUAAGAAACUUACCAUGGGAGUGCACAGAGGAGGAACUUAUCGAAUUGGGGAAGCCAUUUGGUAAUGUUGUCAACACCAAGUGUAAUGUUGGAGCAAAUAGAAAUCAAGCAUUUAUAGAGUUUGCAGAACUGAAUCAAGCUAUUGCAAUGAUAUCGUACUAUGCGUCUUCCUCAGAACCAGCUCAGGUACGAGGGAAAACCGUCUACCUACAGUAUUCCAACAGACAAGAGAUAGUGAACAACAAAACUACUGCCGAUGUAGCUGGAAAUGUAUUGUUGGUAACAAUUGAGGGAGAUGACGCACGCCUUGUCAGUAUUGAUGUUCUACACUUGCAGGCCAAUGUCAAGGAUAUAUCUGCAAUGGCAGCUUAUUGCAUCGGGAGAAAGAGCGCAUGUGUUCUCAGCUUUUGGAUUUGUCCAUAAGAUUACUACAUUUGAGAAAACUGCUGGAUUCCAGGCUCUAGUGCAAUUUUCUGAUGCAGAAACUGCCACUUCUGCAAAGGAUGCCCUUGAUGGAAGAAGCAUUCCCAGGUAUUUGAUUCCAGAACUGGGACCUUGCUCCCUCAAAAUAACAUAUUCUGCACAUACUGAUCUUAGUGUGAAGUUUCAGAGUCAUCGUAGCAGGGACUACACAAAUCCUCUCCUUCCUGUUGCACCCUCAGCCAUUGAUGCAAGUGGUCAGAUUAGUGUGGGUUUAGAUGGGAAGAAGCUGGAGCCUGAGAGUAAUGUUCUUCUAGCUUCCAUUGAGAACAUGCAGUAUGCUGUAACCUUGGAUGUCCUACACAUGGUUUUUUCAGCUUUUGGCCCUGUGCUAAAGAUUGCAAUGUUUGAUAAGAAUGGUGGGGUUCAGGCUCUAAUACAAUAUCCAGAUGUGCAGACAGCAGUUGUUGCAAAGGAAGCUCUGGAAGGACAUUCCAUAUAUGAAGGAGGAUUUUGUAAGCUUCAUAUCUCCUACUCUCGCCACAUUGAUCUCAGUAUUAAGGUAAAUAAUGAUCGGAGCAGAGAUUAUACAAUCCCGAAUGUCCCUAUGCUGAACUCUCAACCCUCGGUUUUGGGGCAGCAACCACAUCCAGUAGGAGGUACAGGUGUUCAUCCAUACAAUGGGCCUACACAAUAUGCCCCAGCUCCACAAGGUCAUGCUGCACCUCAGCAUUCAGCUGGCUGGAACUCACCUGUUGGGGCUGCACCUCAACAAAUACCGAUGCAGAUGCAUAAUCACCCUUACUCUAUGCCUGCAAGUGGGCCGCCUCAGAUGGGUCAUGGGAUGCCUCCAAUGCAUGGACAGAACGGCCUACCACAUUCUGCUGGAAUGCCUCCAUAUCAUCCACAAUAGCACUAGUGAGAACCGCAAACUUAUCUAGACCAGGAUUACAUUUUGUUGCAGGAGAUCUAAGCCAAAAUGUUAAUUAUUUUGGUCCAGACUGCAUUUCUUUGUUCUUCGUUUUCUGUCUCCCUCUCUAUAUCUUAGUCCCUUUUUCUUUUGGGUGUCAUUGGAAGGUUUCUAAACCACUUAGUAGGCAUCCACUGUUAUGAAGAGACUUCAUCGACCUGUAGUGCAAAUCGUUUUUAAUUGUCUUUUCAUUGGGUGCCAUAUAUCAAUUAUAUUACGGUCGUAGCAUUUGGUUUCA